Messenger RNA from Bipolaris sorokiniana ND90Pr, 1965 nucleotides. RefSeq lists its product as uncharacterized. Lineage: Eukaryota; Fungi; Ascomycota; Dothideomycetes; Pleosporales; Pleosporaceae. The record is from RefSeq and is a predicted model, not a curated record. Bases 1 to 1965 code for a protein of 654 amino acids. The transcript is spliced from 7 exons.
AUGGACGUCCCGGUAGCUGCUAAUGUACUGGGGACUAUGGGAGCGGUCUGUUGGUCUAUUCAGUUGAUACCUCAAAUUGUCGUAAACUACAGACGACACAAUGCAACCGGACUGCAGCCCACAAUGAUGAUGUUGUGGGCUUGGGCUGGUGUUCCCCUGGGCGUUUAUAACAUCGCUGAAGACUAUAAUAUUGCUUUGCGCAUCCAGCCUCAGAUUCUCACUGUGCUGAGCCUCGUUACGUGGAUCCAGUGCUAUUAUUACGAGAAGAACUGGUCUGUUUUGAGUUCACUUGCGGUAGUCGUCCCCAUAGCUAGUCUUAUGGGUGGAGUGCAAACUGGCCUCAUCUUCGCCAUACGACAUGCUCAGCGCCAGGACCUGCAAUGGCCUAGUAUUCUCAUGGCAGUUGCUUCGGCUGCUUUGCUUGCAGCUGGUGUUAUGCGGCACUACAUUGACAUCUACCUCUUUCGGACUGUUCGAGGAAUCUCGUUCAUCUUUGUAGCUAUCGAUGCUCUAGGCGAUGUCUUCUCAUUAGUGUCCGUCUUGUUCCAACCUACACUUGACGUUCUAGGGAUUGUGAUUUAUGGCACAGAAUUGACCCUCUGGAUUGGCAUCUUUGCUUGCGGAGCUUAUUACAACCUCUCGCCUUGGAUUGUCUCACAGACAAACGGCCGGGGGAGAAGUCAUGCUGUAUGCGAUGAAAGCGCUCGUCCUGCCGCAAAUCUGAACACAGGUGAAGAUGGAGCAGCAGUCGCAUCUGGUAUUGCGCUCCACAAUCUACCUUCUAGCACUGAAGGAGGAUUGCAUCACACGGGACACAAAUGGGCCACAUACCGCGCAAGAUUUCAUAGGUUAGGUGGACUUCAGGUCCUUGGAAUUGUCCACCGACUACUAUCAGCACAUUUGUUCGCGUUACAGUCUGAGCGAAGAGCUUCAUCGCGUCACCAAAGCUUCAAAACAUAUCGUUUGAAUCGCGAGUAUUUCUCCGCCAUACUCACAAGACGCAGCAACACUCCAGAUAUCGCUACUAAGACUUCAGCAAUGAUUUCCAUCAUGAUGGCCAAGGCCACGUCGCUGGAUUGCCAAUCGGAUGCUCCGUCAGCGCCCAAUCCCACUCCAGUCACCGAGCCUGUCGGCACUCCGUUUGCCAGUGGGCCCGUCGAUCCUCCACCAGAGAUGGACUACGCCGCCGUUGCUAAGAUUCUUGCUCCUAUCCAGGAGUCGCUCAACGAAGCCGCCGAGGAGGCCGGUUAUCCCUCCCCUCCCAUCAACACACCUGUAGUCGGUUCCCCGGAGCCCUCCAUCAUCUACCGCAACCCUAAGACUCGCGGCCGCGGCUUUAGUGCCAUCGGCGAUAGACUCGCUCAGUUGAAGCUCGACAACCGCAAGCUACGUCAGCAUGAAGGAGAUGCGGGAUCAGUCAACUAUUCUCCCGAGCCUUCGGUCGCCGAAGAUGAGGAGGCCGACAUUGCCAGCGUUUCUGAGGCAGUGAGCGAUAGCGGCAAGAACAGAUACGCUCGUAGGGCUCUUGCUCCGAUCAGUGUGACCGAGGGCACAGUGCCUAUUGCCCUGGGCUCUCCUGCCGCCAACCCACGUAUCGCUGAGUACUUGAGUUUCACCUCGGAUGAUUUGCCUACAAGCUCGGUUGCCCCUUGCUUUCCCUCUACCCUGAUGGAGAUGGGCACAUCUUAUAUCGAGCCGGCGGUUCAUGGUGGCAGCGACAGCUUGAGGAGCGAAGGCGUCACGGAAAAGAGCAACUGGGCUGAGGAGCUCGAGGACGCCGUCAACCGCGCUUUCUUGCGCCUUGAGCAGCUAGCAGCUGAUGAGGUCAAGAUGGAUGCUAGCAAGACCUUUGAGGAGUACUACAUUGCUCGGCUUGAGCGCCUGCUUGGUAGCGACAAGCGAGCAGUUCCUGUCCUUGUUCAGAAGGCCGACAAGGCAGGCAAGGUCAACAAAGCCAACAAGUAG